UGCAAUGAACCCAGCUGAUACGCUAUCGAUAGCGAUAUCAACAGAAGCCAGAAUUCCAACCCAAUUGCAUUUAAUUUAAACAUGAAGGAAAAUAAGAAAAAGUCACGCAAGACGGCCAAUAAGUCCAAGGAAUCGUCAGAUGCCCAGAAAAAGAAGGUCAUUGAACUGCUGCACGAGUACAACGACCUGAAGGAUGCCACACAGCGCGUCCUCGAAGCCUUGUCGAACCUAAAAUGCGUACCCGUCGGAUCGGUUUAUGCUACCUACAACCUUCCUCACAACGAAUAAAAUGAGGCCUUUUUAUAAUGUUAUCUUUAUGUACUUGUUGUGAACAACUUGUAAUACAACUGAGUGCAUAUAAAUGCCAUAUUGCUGGGCAGUUCCGUGAGGCUUCUGCUAAUAAAUCCACCUAAAACUA
Drosophila erecta is the source of this 418-nucleotide messenger RNA. RefSeq lists its product as uncharacterized. Bases 82 to 288 code for a protein of 68 amino acids. Lineage: Eukaryota; Metazoa; Arthropoda; Insecta; Diptera; Drosophilidae. The record is from RefSeq and is a predicted model, not a curated record. The transcript has a single exon.